AACUCCAUUGUUAGUUGUGGUGAAAGUUGUUUGAUUGAGCGCAGUUAUUUUUGUAAAAUGAUUAUGGCUGAUUUACACGUUGAAUGACCUUUUGCUUUGAGAUUAGAUUUUUUUAUCUUCAUAUUGUGUUGAAAAUGUCUUUUCAGAAUUCUUCAAUUGAAGUUACAGAAUUUCUUAUAGGUGGUUUUGAAACAAUCGGAAGACCUAUGGUAGUCGCUGUGGUUAUAUUGAUUACUUAUUUAAUAGCUACCCUAGCCAAUAUAGUAAACAUUGUCUUCAUUCUUUGUGACAAGAGAUUACACAAACCAAUGUAUCUUCUGAUUUGCAACCUUGCUGUUGUUGAUAUACUGAACACCUCCAGUGCUAGUCCAACAAUAAUUGGGGUUCUACUUGUUGGUGUUAAUACUAUAUCCUAUGUACCGUGCCUAAUGCAAAUGUUUAUUUUCCAUUUGGCAGCAGUGAUGGAGAUGUUUGCUUUAGCGGUUAUGGCAUUUGAUCGAUUGCUUGCUGUUAGCUAUCCUUUUCAGUACCAAAGUUAUUUAACAAAUGUUCGCACUCUUCUAUUGAUAUAUCUCGUGUGGAUUGUUGCCUGUAGUUUUGUGGCUGUAAUGCCGGCAACUGUGCUUCCUCUCCCUCACUGCUCCUCAAAGCUGAAGUACAUUUACUGUGACUAUGCUGCCAUUAUAAGAACUACUUGUGUUGACCCCACUUAUUACUUUAAUAUGAUUUCAAUCAUAUCAUCUUUUCUUCUGUUUUUCACUUUCAUUUUCAUUUGCCUGUCAUACUUUUGGAUCAUAGUUUUUGUGAAAUUAUCCUCAAAUAGUGAUAAAAGAAAAAUGGGCAGCACUUGUCUAAGUCAUUUUAUCGUAGUAACAUGUUAUUACAGUCUGUUAUUUAUCCGCAUUAUCUUGACCAGGUUAGGUGUGGUAUUAACUCUUGACGAGUGGAAUGGAUUAAUGAUCUGGACAAUCCUUGGCCCAUCUCUUGUAAAUCCUUUCAUUUACUGUCUUAGGACAAAAGAAAUGAGAUAUAAGAUCUUUCAGAUAUUCAAAAAAGUUCAAACAUCUCAGUAGAUUGUUGUGAGCUUUGAAUUUACUUUCAUAUACAAGUUUAUAGUCUAAGUAUUAUUGUUCUCAUUGUCAGUAAACUGUAUGCCAUUGUAUAAAGUGAUAUAUAAACAUUUGAAGUUGACAUAAUCAACAAAUGUAACAUUGGAUUAUCAUGUCAUACAAAGAAAAUUCAUAUGUACAACAGAUGCAAGUCUCAGAAACAUCUUAGAGCUGCAAGGAUUAGAUAGUAAACUAAAUAUCUUUAAACUGUUGCCAUUGUGAUGAAGACCAGGACUUGUUGAUUUGAAUGAGUCUAUUUGCAAAUAAGCUGAAGAAAACAGUACAACUAAUACACACUAUACACACAGAUCAACAGGUGGUCAAACAAGUCUAUCACACUUCCCUUUUAUGUACAUGUCAGUGGGUUUGGGUACAAUGCUAUAUUGGUAAGAUGAAAUAAUACAUUUGAAGUCA
Molecule: messenger RNA, 1523 nt
Organism: Dicentrarchus labrax (European seabass)
Lineage: Eukaryota; Metazoa; Chordata; Actinopteri; Moronidae
Product: olfactory receptor 4D11-like
Exons: 1
Coding region: 84-1073 (329 amino acids)
Biological process (GO): G protein-coupled receptor signaling pathway
Cellular component (GO): membrane
Molecular function (GO): olfactory receptor activity; G protein-coupled receptor activity
Source: RefSeq, a predicted model, not a curated record